CUUGAGGUUGGGUUGUGUAGGUCAAAGGUUAUACACGCUGCUCCACAUGUGUUUUUGUUUUUCUUUAAAGAAAUAAAGGGCAGUGACAAUGGGGAAGAAUAAGAAAAACCAAAGUAACGAACCAGUAAUACAAGCGGACAAGUCCGGUCUACAUUCAAGUGAUAAGAAGCUCAAACAGAGAGAUGGUAAACCCAAGAAAGCCAAACCAGAUCACCUGGAACACAUCCCUUUUAGGCUCCGUGAGAUCAUGAAAAACAAAGAGAAGAUGAAAACUGGAUCCUCGAAGUCCAAAAAGCUAAAGGAGGCCAUCUCCCCAAAAGGUCAACCAGAGGAUUCGCAGAGUGGAGAUAUACCUGUCCCACAUUUCAAGAGGGGAAAGGCAGAAAGUGUAAAAGCGUAUCUGCAGCGCAUGGAGAACGAGACAAAACACGUCCUCUUCCUCACCAAGAACCAAGUAGACAGAAAGCCUGAGCUGGAUGCAGACCAACAAGAGAAUCCCCCUGACAAGGGCAAGUCUGAGAAAAAGAAGGAGCAUGAUAAAGUCAGAUUACAAAAGCUACACCAGAAAAAGUUGGACAGACAAGUUGCCCAGAUCGAGAAAGAGAUGUUUAUAGAUACUGUUCCCUUUGGUGAAGUUUCAAUGGCCCCGCCAACUUUUAGUGCCAAGCCCAAGAAAGCUCCGGUCAAAUCUAAGGGAACAAAGGGGCUGCUUCUCAACUCUCUCCUAGGCCAAACGGCAGUCUCCACAACCAAGCCCUCCAUGGCCAGACAGAGAAUCAUGGAGGAGGAGAGGCAGCGAGUAGUGGAGGCUUACCGUCUUCUUAAGAAACAGAAGCAGCAGCAGCACAAGGACAGGGCGGCCAAUCUGGAGAAACUCCGGAACCCCAAGUGAUGUUUCAUGUCAAAGAAAUAAAAAAAAAGUCCCCGUCUUCAGUCAGCACUGAAGCUCAGAAACUGAAACAGAUCGUGAGAUAACCAUCAACGGACUGUUUGUGUUAUGUAACUUUGGAACUGCCAGUGGGGGGGAGCUCACCACGAUGUAGCUGUCAGGGAAAGAAGCCAACAUCAAAAGGCUUUGCCUCCGCUGCCCACAGUAUGAGGUAAGCAGUGAUCGACAUUCACCUGCAACUUCCAGUGUUGCAUGUUGAGCUCAAGACAGAACAGGACAAUCAAAUUGUUAAUGCCUGUUUAAAUGUCUUUAUAAGAAAGACAGCCUGAUCACCCCUCAAAUAAAUAAAUACAUCCAGA
Molecule: messenger RNA, 1248 nt
Organism: Anoplopoma fimbria (sablefish)
Lineage: Eukaryota; Metazoa; Chordata; Actinopteri; Perciformes; Anoplopomatidae
Gene: ccdc137
Product: coiled-coil domain containing 137
Exons: 6
Coding region: 89-892 (267 amino acids)
Source: RefSeq, a predicted model, not a curated record